AAUUCAAAUCCAGACUUUGCACCUCAACUUCAUUACCAACAGAAACUUUAAGUUUUCAGAGUGACUUCUUGAAAGACAAGACCUCUUUGGUCAAGAGUGUUUCAGAUACAGAUGCCAAACUUCUGGUUGUCCUUCCCAAAGUGUCAGAACUGAAACAAUUUUUCGAAAGAGGCGUAAUCAAGGAUUCUGAAAUGAACAGAAAAGAGAGGAUAGCCCGGCGACUUGAGGCCAUGGAAAGCGAAGCGCCACCCGCUCUGGUGCCCGGYGGUUUCGUGUCUAACAGGAUGCUGGAGGAGGACCCGCCGCGGUACACCCGCGCCUCAGACCCCUGUGAACCUCGGGGGAUGGUGAGGCGCUAUAGCCGAGAGGACACGGAGCCACCACAGAAGAAAGUCUUGGUUCCCGACAGAUCACCUCAGGUUAAAGGUGGACUUGGUCCUGGUCGCCCAGAACCAGUUGUGGUCUACGUUGACCCAGUAACAUUGUCCACCGCCUCGACGCCCUCAUCCGAUCCUGCAGAGUCCGCUAGCCUCACAUCGAAGGCUGAGCGCAUCGCCCGCUAUAAGGCUGAGCGCCGCCGCCAGCUGUCGGAACGUUAUGGCAUCCUCCUGGAUCAGGAGGCGGACACAGAUUACACACCCCGCUACCGGUCCAAACGGGACGCAGACACCUCUGAGCGACAAACCGCUGCCAGGCGGGACAGAGACCGAACAGAAACACAAGGACGAGACCCCAAGGUGCCGUAUCGCUCUGGAGUGGGCAGGGUUUACAUGACGACACACGCAGAACCAGAUCCCGCACCUGCUGACACAGCAAGCCCCGCCCACUCGCAUCAAGCCCCUCCCACAAUCCAAGAAAGGCCUAGCAGAUUCUCAGAGCGGGAAAGAGCAAUGAAUAUGGAGAACUWCCGCCGAGGUGGCGCUCAGGAGCGCUCCGCCGCGUCUAGACCCAGGAUGCAGGAGCAGCAUCCGCCUCAACAAAAACAGCACACGCACCACCAGGAGCCAAGCCCCGCCCCCACCAGAGAGUACAGCAUCGCGGCCGUGCCGAGCUCUCCUCGCUCCACCCGCCGAGCAUCCCUACCCUCCACACGCUACGGCAUCUCACCUGGAGAUCUGUUUAUAGAGCAGCAGGCCCAGAGCAUCCUCAACAGGCAGGGCCUGGCUGCCUUGUCAAAGAGCGACUGGUGUCUGAACACAGACUCAGACAGCGACUCUCAGACAGACUCCAGUUGGCCUUUCAGAAUCCGAGCAAGGGAUCGAUUGUCCAGGGACGAGACACUCCAGAAGCCCCCUGACCAAAGUCCAGACAGGCAGCAGGCRAACAGGCGUCACAGUCAUGGCAGCGCUGCUCAGUACGCCACACACCCCUCAGAGCACACCCAACACAGGGCUGUUCACCAACCUCAGCCAAGUCCGGCUCACCAUCAUGCUCACACGACCUCUGAGCACCAACACUCUGCUGCUAUGGUCGCUCCAUCAACUGCCAAAGGACCCCCGCCAGAGGUCCAACCACGAAGAAAAGUGAGUGCCGACCAGAUGUAUGCAACCCACAGAGAGGCAAGACUGGAGGCAAGGCAGGCCCUAAAAGAAGAAGCCCACACGGAGGGUCUGCUGAAGAGCAGGAAGGCAGUGCUGCCCUCAGAGAUUCGUAAAAGGGAGAAGAGUUUGGACGAGAUGGACUUGCAAAACCUCAGUCCGGAGCAGAGGAGGCGAAGUCACGGAGAGGAGGACUGGGAUCGAGAGCAGCCAAGGGAGAGAGGGAGGGAGAGAACUGUCCAGAGGAUCAGAGAAAGAGAAAGAGAACACCUCUCCAGUCACGACAACCAAGAUGAGAGAGUUUUUAGAUCCAUGCAGCCUUCGCAUACCUCUGUGCACCAGCAGCAAAGGCAGGAUCAGUCCAUACAGCCGGUUUACCACCAAGAACCCAACACAAAGCAACAUGAAUCCCUGGUGCAGCAACCGUACGAAGUUAGAAGGACAGAACAUGCAGCUCACAUUCUGCAGGAACCUCCAAGGCAACAGCAUCYCCAUCAUUUGAGACUGCAACAAGAAAACCAGAGACCAUCUCAAGAAAGACACGAGUAUGACUGGAGAACAAAUAAGACCCCAGAUAAACAGCAAGAAAUAAAACAUCAGGACCCUCCGAACGAUCAGCAGCAGCAACAWGCGCCGUCACASCAGAGGUUUGACUCCGUYKCCUACCUUCAAAAGGGCUCCUCUUUGCCUCAGGCCAAACACAGAAGCAUGGAGGUCAGUGGAGGGCCCAAACCCAAGAUCCGAACACGCUCCAUGUCAGACAUUGGUCUAAGCCAACACACUGCCAUGUAUCGCGCUGAGAGACAGGGGGCCGGCAGAGAGGCGCCCAGGAUGGUGCCCCCACCAGGAGUGGCUAACGGGGACACGGGCACCCUGGAUACAAGGGUGUCAGUGGCACGGCUGCGACACUCUUACCUGGAGAAUGCCAACAGGAAACCGGAGUUUGACGGCACUAAAGCAGACGACCCAGUCAAAGAGCUGGAUCCGACUAGCAGCAGUGAUUUGAAUGGGGGGACUCGGAGACCUCGACGUUACAUCACUCCAGGUGACAGUCGUCUGUCGGAGAGGUUCAGGACUCAGCCCAUCACUUCUGCAGAGCGUUUGGAGUCRGACAGGUCACGGUUAAGCCCACCACAACUACAAGAUGCUGAAGCAGAUGAAGAAAAACUGGAUGAAAAAGCCAAAAUGAGUGUGGCUGCAAAGAGGUCUCUCUUCAGGGAGUUGGAAAAAACAUCAGAAGGUGGCGUUCCCAAACCUCGCUCUCGUAAUGCCGCCAUAGAGCGACGUCUGAAAAGAGUGCAGGACCGAGCGCACACACAGCCCGUCACCAACAGAGAGGUGGUCUGUGCUUCAAGCGAUCCCACCACAUCCUCACAAGCUGAGGGUGUUACCGUGGAUCCAGUCAGCAUCCCCACAGCUGCCAGCACCAGUGUGACCAGCGCACAGGCCUCCUCUCAGGCAGGCUCAACUGUCCAAGAACACAAGGCAGACGCCUCGGAGCACCAGAAGGCAGGUCCAGCUCUCAGUGCUGGGGGACACAGCGACGGUCAGGACCCUGUCCCGGACGAGCCGGACAUUUCCUUGCUCAGUUUGUCUGAGAAGAUGGCCCUGUUCAACCGCCUCGCCCACCCCUCAGCCAAACCUGCCGAGGGGUCCCGAGGGGACACCCGGCAGCGCAGAGCCAACUCCCGCUUUCAKACGCAGCCCAUCACCCAGGGAGAGGUGGAGCAGGAAGCUGAGACACCCUCUGCCGUCUGUAACGGUGACUUAGACGCCAAUCAGGGAGAACACAUUUACCGGAUCAUCCAGCGCCGCUGAAGCCGCUGAUAGCUAAAGUCUCAUCCAGGACGGUGUCUUACAUUUCAACCGGCCAACAACGGCCAGCCGUCAUCCAGCCUCCUCCGACCCUCCCCAAACCCCCGCUGUACAUCCAGCCGUCGUCAUACUCACAGCCCCCGCAGACGCACCCCAAAUCCUUCACCCAUUCAUCUCAGACCCAGUCCAGACCUCAGGGGUUCACCCAGAAUCUGCCUAAGCCUUUCCUCCACACAGCCCCCCAGCCUCAGCCCAAGCCCCAGGUGCCUCCUCAGACGCCCCCCAAACCUCAGUCCUUCCCUCAGGCUCUCAACAAGCCUCAGUCCUCACACCUGGACCAAUUCGAGGACCUCAGCAGGAACAGUGCCCACUCUGGAGACCUGCUGUCCCCCACGGAUUCUGGAGAACAACUGUCUGACGGCAUGUCCACCAAACAGAUGUCCAUCAAGGAGAGAGUGGCUCUGCUGAAGAAGAGUGGCGAGGAGGACUGGAAGAACAGGAUCAACAAGAAACAGGAAGUGGUCAAAGUGGCGUCGACCGAGCAGCCGGCUCAGGAGACGGAGCAGAGCAGCCAGAAGAAGGAGGAAGGGGUGGUCGUUCAGGACCCCUCUGCUGUGUCUGUGUCUGAGCAGCUCUGGGAGCCUGUCUUCUCCUCCACCUUUUCUCCUCCUAUCUCCCUCGGCCAAAAGUGUCAGUAUAUAGACCAUCAUUGUCAGAAGGUUGGAGAGGAGACGGAAGCCCAGAUGACCAUCGAAGAGAGGAAACAGAUGAUUUCAACACGGGAGGACGCCUGGAAGACAAAAGGCAAAGGAGCAGCUAAUGACUCCACACAGUACACAGUCGCUGCACGUUUGGUGAAGAAAGGCCUGGCUGCCUCCUCCUCAGUUAUCAGCCCCAUCCUGUCGCCAGUUUCCACUAAACUCAAGAGCAGCACGGCUGCUGUCAGCAAACCACAAGAGGAUAUUGAAGCCAGGCCAGACAUGGAGUCAGAUAAGAAACUGGACAAGUUGGAGAGCUUUUUGGGACGUUUGAACAGCAAAGUGGCAGGUUUGCAGGAAACCACCAUAACAGUGACUGAGAAAGCAGUGAAGGAGGUGAUGAAGCUGGACGACGAGAUCUUCUCCAAGUUCUACAGACGACUGGCUGAAUUCCCUCGGAUGCCGACCAGGAUCGAGAUCAGCGAAGACUUUGACUCCAUAUUCGGUUCCGAGGGUCCGAAGCUCACUUCUGCCAUGGUGCUGCAUAAGCGCUCGGUGCGUCCAUCCAGAAACGUCCAGGCAUCUAGAAAUCCUCUGAAGAUGCUGGCGGCACGAGAGGAUAUCCGRCACGAGUACACCGAAGAAAGACUUAAUGUAGCGCAGCUGGAGAGCAAGAGGAUGAAGGCGGAAACGAGAGAGUUAAGUAAAACCUCAGAGUACUCUGAGGCGGCUCUGGCAGGGCUCGCCAGUAAGGAGUGUUUCAGCAGCGUGAGUCUGCGCAGCGUCAACGUGUCGGAGCAAACCUCCAACAACAGCGCCGUGCCGUAUAAAAACCUCAUGCUCAUUCAGGUCAAAGGUCGUCGUCACGUUCAGAGCAGAUUGGUGGAGCCCAGAGCCUCAUCUUUGAACAGCGGGGACAGUUUUGUGCUAGUCRCUCCGGAGCACUGCUUCGUCUGGAUCGGAGAGUUCUCAAAUGUCAUCGAGAAAGCUAAAGCCGUAGAUUUAGCCACUUUCAUCCAGACGAAAAAGGACAUGGGUUGCAGGGCCAACCAGGUGCAGACCGUGGAGGAAGGGGUCAACUCUCAGGGGCAUGAUGCUCAGCAAUUCUGGACCAUCCUGAGUGGACAGAUGACCUAUCAAUCUGCGGGUCCAUCUGAAGAGGAUGAGCGGUUUGAGAACAGUAUUGUGGAAACCAACUGUAUCUUCAGACUGGUGGACGAUAAACUGGUUCCUGAUGAUGACGAGUGGGGGAAGAUUCCUCGCACCUCCCUGYUAGCAUCCAAGGAGGUGUUGGUGUUUGACUUCGGCAGCGAGGUGUACGUGUGGCACGGUAAAGAGGUGACUCUAGCACAAAGGAAGGUGGCCUUUCAGCUCGCCAAGCACCUGUGGAAUGGGACGUUUGACUACACCUGCUGCGACGUCAACCCGCUGGACCCGGGAGGCUGCAACGCACUCAUACCCAGGAAAGGCCAGGGUCGUCCUGACUGGGCCAUAUUUGGCAGACUGACGGAGCACAAUGAGACAAUUUUGUUUAAGGAGAAGUUUAUGGACUGGACUGAAGUGAAGUCGCCCACCUUGAAGGAAGCUGGAGAGAUUAUACCUGAACUGAAGUCUUCGUCUCAGGAGGCUCCCAGACGUGAGUGUCGGCCUUACAAUGCCUCGCUGAUGCUGCCCGUCCUCCAGUCGCCCGUGUCCACCAUUUUGGACGGGGUGAACGUCGGCCGUGGCCACGGCCCGGUGGAGACCGAGGACCACAUGAGGCUCCAGGAGAUCAGCACGGCGUCUGUGGACGUUUGGCACAUCCUGGAGUUUGACUACAGCCGUCUGCCGCGGCAGAGCAUCGGCCAGUUCCACGAGGGCGACGCCUACGUGGUCAAGUGGAAGUUCAUGGUUAGCACUUCCGUGGGCCGCAGGCAGAACCCCGAGGCGAGAAGUAGCGGGCCUGGGAAGGAGAAGUGCUGCUAUUUCUUCUGGCAGGGCCGACACUCCACCGUCAGUGAGAAAGGAACAUCAGCGCUGAUGACCAUGGAGCUGGACGAGGAGAGAGGCACUCAGGUCCAGGUGCAGCAGGGGAAAGAGCUGCCGUGUUUCCUGCAGUGCUUCAACGGGGGGAUGAUCAUCCAUGCGGGCAAGAGGGAGGAGGAGGAGGAGAACACUCAGAGUGAGUGGCGUCUGUACUGCGUGCGGGGCGAGGUGCCGGCGGAGGGCCACCUGCUGGAGGUGGCRUGUCACUGCAGCAGCCUGCGCUCCCGAGCCUCCAUGAUCCUCCUCAACAUCCACAAAGCUCUCAUCUACCUGUGGAACGGCUGCAAGUCGCAGCUGCACACUCGCAGCGUGGGCAGCAYGGCCGCGCUGAAGAUCAAAGAACUGUGUCCCCUGGAGGCAGGCCUUCACAGCAGCAGCAAAGUGACCAUCCACGAGUGCGACGAAGGAGUCGAGCCGCCGGGUUUCUGGGAGGCUCUCGGGAGGAAAGACAGGAAAGCUUAUGACUGCAUGCUGCAAGAUCCGGGUAAAUUCAACUUCACUCCGCGGCUCUUCCUGCUGACCAGCUCAUCUGGAGACUUUGUGGCAACAGAGUUCUUCCACCUGGCCAGAGCGCCAGAUUUGGUCAGCUCUCUGCCUUUCCUGCAGGAAGAUCUUUACAACGCUCCGCAGCCCGCCUUGUUUCUGGUGGACAACUUCCACGAGGUGUACCUGUGGCAGGGCUGGUGGCCUCAAGACAGCGAGUCCACCGGGUCGGCUCGCAUCCGCUGGGAUGCCGACAGGAAGUGUGCCAUGGAGACCGUGCUGCAGUACUGCAAGGAGAAAAACGAGAAGAAACCACAGAAGUCAUAUUUAAUCCACGCCGGUCUGGAGCCGCUCACCUUCACCAACAUGUUCCCCUGCUGGGAGCACCGAGAGGACGUGGCUGAAAUCACAGAGAAAGAGGCGGAGGUGUGUAACCAGAUCAUCCUGGUGGAGGACGUGUUGGCCCGACUCUGUCAGAACACCUACCCUCUGGCUGAGCUUCAGGCCCGGCCGCUCCCCGAGGGGGUGGACCCGCUCCGCCUGGAGAUCUACCUGUCCGACCAGGACUUUGAGAAAGCUUUAGAAAUGAAGAAAGAGGACUACGAACGUUUGCCAGCGUGGAAGCAAGUCAACGUAAAGAAGGCCAAAGGACUGUUUUAAGCAAGUUUUUAACUGAAGAUGGCACGUGAAGAGAGAAGACAAGAGAGAGAAGAGAUACAGGAAAAUAUUUCAGGAAAACCAAACAUGAAGGAUGAGAUGUUUUGACUUUUCUCUGUCAGUAUUAAACUAAAUGRAAUCCAAGUGGUUUAUCAGCAAACAACUUGCUUUGGUACAUAUUUGCUCUUUAUGUGUCUUCAACGAAAAUCCCCUCCAAGCACUAAAGUYACCACUUGUGGAAGACAAAAGCUUAGACUUGCUGUCAGAGUGCCAUGUUGUGGUGGUGUGUUCGACUGCGGCUGUAUAUAAUGAUGUUUAUUUGUGUACAUGUGUAUGUAUGUGUGUUUGUGACCUUGGAGCCAUGUAAAGAUGGAUGCAGUCGGGCCUCACGUUGCUCAACUUUAAGCUGCAAACCGACUUGUUAAAAACCCAAGAGGCGAGUCGCAGCUUAAAGAGAGGAAGGCCGGCAGCUCAGUGAAUCUGAACAUACAGUGCCUUGCUUUUUGUGUACAGUUUCUAUACAGAAAUUCUAGUCUGCAUUUUUAAAGACUUUCUWUGUGAUAAGAGACAUAGUAAAUUAAAUCACAAUGAUGCUCAACCAAAAUAA
Messenger RNA from Austrofundulus limnaeus, 7823 nucleotides. RefSeq names its product supervillin b (gene svilb). Gene Ontology annotation, biological process: barbed-end actin filament capping; cytoskeleton organization; actin polymerization or depolymerization. Gene Ontology annotation, cellular component: actin cytoskeleton; cytoplasm. The record is from RefSeq and is a predicted model, not a curated record. Gene Ontology annotation, molecular function: actin filament binding; phosphatidylinositol-4,5-bisphosphate binding. Lineage: Eukaryota; Metazoa; Chordata; Actinopteri; Cyprinodontiformes; Rivulidae.